Messenger RNA from Rotaria socialis, 738 nucleotides. NCBI's taxonomy places the organism in Eukaryota, Metazoa, Rotifera, Eurotatoria, Philodinida, Philodinidae. The record is from the annotation of a GenBank genome assembly.
AUGUAUAUUCAAUCAUUUCCAAUUGGUAUUGGAAACAAUGAAUUUCCACUAUCAAUAAAACAGAGUAAAACGUUAUUCAUUGGCGUUAGCAUUUGGUACGAAUCAAUCGUAUAUGAUUCGUUAUGUUUACAAGAAUAUGAAGUACAAUUAAAAACAUCAUCAAUACAAAUGUACUAUGAUGAAUUUGAUAGAUUUGAUAUGAAUAACGAAGAAAUACAUUUAAAUCGAACAUGGGAAUCAGACAAUGGAAUAUCAUAUAAUUCAUCAAUUGAUCAAGUAUCGAUGCAAAUCUUAAAUCCGAAUACAGGACAUAUCUCAACAUCAAUGGAUAUUAUGAAUUCAUCACCACAUAUGAAAAUACAAAAUAUAAAUUCUCAUCAUCAGAUAUUAGAUCCAUCAGAUUCUAUAAAUCCAAAUGGAAUGAUUCUUUCAAAUCCUGGUGGUCUAUCAUAUGCAUCAAAUCGUUUACUAUUUCCACCACUAUCAUCCAAUACAAUGCAACAACAUCUUCAUCAUUUGCCACCUCCACAUUGUACUAAAAUGCAAAAUAUGGACCCAUUACUUGCUCCAUCACCUAAUCAUCAACAACAAUAUAUGGGCCUUUUACCUAUGAUGGACGGUACUGUUGACAUGGGGCCACUACCACAUCAUACUCUCAUACAUUCUUCGAAUCGGCAAUCUCUACAAAAUGACCCUCUAUAUCUUUCAAUAUUGGACGAUGUACGGAACUUUCCAUAA